AGAAUCAUCAAUAGUAUUCCUGAAGUAAACAGAAACGUUUAUAGAAAACAUCGCGAUAGCAGCAAAAUAAUUUUAAUUGCUAAAUAUUUAGUUACUUUAUUCAUAUAGAUUAGAGAAAAUAUCCUUAAAAUGGCGAAUAUAACUGCGGCGGUUAUUGCAAAUCGCAACAAAAAACAUUUUCUUGGCGUACCUGCGCCGCUUGGUUAUGUUGCUGGUGUUGGUAGAGGCGCCACUGGUUUCACUACCCGUUCCGAUAUUGGUCCUGCACGCGAUGCCAACGAUGUGUCUGAUGACCGUCAUGCACCGCCUGCUGCAAAGCGCAAGAAGAAAGAAGAAGAGGAGGAGGAAGAUGAAGAUUUGAAUGACUCAAACUACGAUGAAUUCAGCGGUUAUAGUGGUUCGCUUUUCUCAAAAGACCCAUACGACAAGGAUGACGAGGAAGCUGAUCAAAUUUAUGAUUCAAUUGAUAAACGCAUGGAUGAGAAACGUAAGGAAUACAGAGACCGUCGAAUGCGUGAAGAUUUGGAGCGCUAUCGUCAAGAAAGACCAAAAAUCCAACAACAGUUUUCCGAUCUUAAACGUUCGCUGGCCAACGUCACCGCUGAGGAAUGGUCAACUAUACCUGAAGUAGGUGACAGUCGCAAUCGCAAGCAACGUAAUCCACGCGCAGAGAAAUUCACACCGCUUCCUGAUAGUGUGCUAUCACGCAAUCUUGGUGGAGAAGCUGCCUCCACACUCGAUCCCUCGUCUGGCCUGGCCUCAAUCGUACCAGGUGUAGCCACUCCUGGUAUGCUUACACCGACUGGCGAUUUAGAUUUACGGAAGAUCGGUCAGGCCCGUAAUACGCUCAUGAAUGUAAAGCUUUCACAAGUAUCCGACUCUGUGACGGGGCAAACUGUUGUAGAUCCGAAGGGUUAUCUCACCGACUUGCAAAGCAUGAUACCCACAUACGGUGGCGAUAUUAAUGAUAUUAAGAAAGCGCGCUUACUAUUGAAAAGUGUGCGAGAAACUAAUCCUAACCAUCCGCCAGCUUGGAUUGCCUCAGCACGUUUGGAAGAAGUCACUGGCAAAGUACAAAUGGCCCGAAAUCUUAUUAUGCGUGGCUGCGAGAUAAAUCCUCAAUCGGAAGACUUAUGGUUAGAGGCAGCACGCUUGCAACCGCCAGACACGGCUAAGGCUGUGAUCGCACAAGCGGCACGUCACAUUCCAACGUCGGUGCGUAUAUGGAUUAAGGCCGCCGAUUUAGAAACGGAGACGAAGGCGAAGCGACGUGUUUUUCGUAAGGCGCUAGAACACAUUCCCAACUCCGUGCGCCUUUGGAAGGCCGCUGUGGAAUUGGAAAAUCCCGAUGAUGCGCGUAUUCUACUAUCACGCGCUGUUGAGUGUUGCAAUACUAGCGUCGAAUUGUGGCUGGCGCUGGCACGUUUAGAAACUUACGAGAAUGCACGCAAAGUCUUGAAUAAAGCGCGUGAAAGUAUACCUACAGACCGCCAAAUUUGGACAACCGCCGCCAAACUUGAAGAAGCAAAUGGUAAUAAGCACAUGGUAGAUAAAAUUAUUGACCGUUCAUUGGCUUCACUUUCGGCCAAUGGCGUGGAGAUCAAUCGGGAGCAUUGGUUCCAGGAAGCCAUCGAGGCCGAAAAAUCUGGUGCCGUGCAUUGCUGCCAAGCUAUAGUGAAAGCUGUAAUUGGUAUAGGAGUUGAGGAGGAGGAUCGCAAGCAAACAUGGAUCGAUGACGCUGAAUUUUGUGCUAAAGAGAAUGCGUUCGAGUGUGCCCGCGCUGUCUAUGCGCAUGCCCUUCAAGUAUUUCCCUCAAAGAAGAGUAUUUGGUUACGUGCUGCUUACUUUGAGAAAAGCCAUGGCACACGUGAAUCGUUGGAGGCCUUACUCCAACGCGCUGUUGCACAUUGCCCUAAAUCUGAGGUACUUUGGUUAAUGGGCGCCAAAUCCAAGUGGCUCGCUGGUGAUGUUCCGGCUGCUCGUGGCAUACUGUCAUUAGCUUUUCAAGCCAACCCCAAUUCUGAGGAUAUUUGGUUAGCCGCCGUAAAGCUUGAGUCCGAGAAUUCUGAAUACGAACGUGCGCGUCGUCUACUAGCAAAGGCGCGUUCGUCGGCGCCAACACCCCGUGUUAUGAUGAAAUCCGCGCGGUUGGAAUGGGCUUUAGACAAUUUGCCAGACGCUUUACGUCUGCUUGAUGAGGCUGUCAAGGUAUUCCCCGACUUCCCGAAACUGUGGAUGAUGAAAGGACAGAUUGAAGAACAACAAAACCAUUUAGAUGAAGCUGCGGAAACCUACAAUCAAGGCAUUAAGAGGUGUCCAACAUCUAUACCACUUUGGGUGUUAUCAGCUACACUGGAAGAACGCAAGGGCACUCUAACUAAAGCUCGUUCAAUAUUAGAGCGUGGACGUUUGCGGAACCCCAGAACUGCGGCGUUAUGGUUGGCAGCGAUACGGGUUGAACUGCGUGCCGGACUGAGUGAAAUUGCCAGCACAAUGGUGGCACGUGCUUUACAGGAAUGCCCCAACUCUGGAGAAUUGUGGGCGGAGGCGAUUUUCAUGGAAUCGAAACCGCAGCGCAAAACGAAAUCAGUUGAUGCGCUCAAAAAAUGUGAACACGACCCGCAUGUGCUUUUGGCUGUCUCAAAAUUGUUUUGGUCCGAACAUAAGUUCACAAAGUGCCGUGAUUGGUUUAAUCGUACGGUUAAAAUUGAUCCCGAUCUUGGUGAUGCUUGGGCGAAUUUUUACAAGUUUGAGCUGCUGCACGGCACCGAAGAGCAGCAGAAGGAAGUUUUAGAACGUUGUGUAGCCGCAGAACCGAAACAUGGCGAGGCCUGGUGUAGCGUGAGCAAACACAUUAAAAAUUGGUGCUUCAAGACGCCGGAGGUUUUAAAUGGCGUUGUUAAACAAUUAUCAAUACCCGUAUAAAUAAUAUUCUCUUUAAAAUUUAAAUCAUAGCUUAUUCCAUAAAUAAGUAAUAAAAAUUAAUAUCUGUUAAAAAAAUGUAAACAGAAUAAUAAUGGAA
Molecule: messenger RNA, 3022 nt
Organism: Anastrepha obliqua
Lineage: Eukaryota; Metazoa; Arthropoda; Insecta; Diptera; Tephritidae
Gene: Prp6
Product: pre-mRNA-processing factor 6
Exons: 5
Coding region: 130-2925 (931 amino acids)
Biological process (GO): mRNA splicing, via spliceosome; spliceosomal tri-snRNP complex assembly
Cellular component (GO): U4/U6 x U5 tri-snRNP complex; catalytic step 2 spliceosome
Molecular function (GO): protein binding
Source: RefSeq, a predicted model, not a curated record